UGUUGGUCACGUCAGGGUAAUUUGUCUGUUUUGUGUGGAAGUCGUCGCCGUUCAAAGCCGUGAAAGUUUUUUUUCCGGCUAGGAAUUUCGCAGAUGGCUAACACAGCCACAACAAUGAGUACAAAUGGAGCCUCUUGCUCUUACUCCAACCAUACUCUUGAAAAGGUGGCGAAAGCCAAGGCAACGCUUGAAAGUUUCUACGCGAACUUGAUCAGUCAGCACCAAGAACGACAAAACAGAUGGAAAGUUUUGGAAAUGAAUAUGGAACAGCAAGGAUUGACCGAAGAAGAGGUUUGUGUUAAUUGCAUUUCCUGUAGAGAGUUUUCGACACAGUUGUCAGUGUUAAGUUUACUGAAGAAGCAUUACUUGUUGAUUGUGCGUUUGGUUCAAAAACAUGACACAGGCCAUGUUUAUGCAAUGAAAAUUCUGAGAAAAGAGGACAUGCUAGAAAAAGAACAGGUUGCCCAUGCUCGUGCUGAGAGAGAUAUUCUUGCAGAAGCAGAAAAUCCUUGGGUGGUGAAGAUGUAUUACUCAUUCCAAGAUGGACAUUAUCUUUAUUUAGUGAUGGAAUUUCUUCCUGGUGGUGAUCUGAUGACAAUGCUGAUGAAAAAGGACACUUUUACGGAAGAUGAGACUCAGUUUUACAUUGCUGAAUCAGUUCUUGCAAUUGACUCCAUCCAUCAAGUUGGAUUUAUUCAUAGGGAUAUUAAACCUGACAAUCUGCUUUUGGAUAGCAAGGGGCACAUCAAGUUGGCAGAUUUUGGUCUUUGCACUGGUCUUAAGAAAGCACACAGAACGGAAUUCUACAGGGAAAUUUCACCAAGUGAUAUGAAAGAUUUCACAUCAACAGAACCAUUAGAUACAAAAGGCAGAGCAGCCACAUGGAAAAAGAACAGAAGACAACUGGCAUACUCUACAGUAGGAACUCCUGAUUACAUUGCCCCAGAAGUCUUUCAUCAGACUGGUUAUAAUAAAAGCUGUGAUUGGUGGUCAUUAGGCGUGAUCAUGUACGAGAUGCUAAUAGUAAUUGUUCCUUUCCUUUCAGAUUGGUUUAAAGACACCAAAACUGAUGCAGCUGGAAGUAAAGAUUGGGUUUUCCUUAACUACACAUUCAAAAGAUUCGAAGGACUCACACAACGAGGGGUCAAGCUUCCCCUAAUGUGAACAGUGCUAGCUUGCUAAUCAGUAUUUUCUUAGAGUUCUUUUAUACACAUAGCAGCAAGUCUUAAACUAUACCAUGUAAUGAGUCUGGCAAUCCCUCUCUUGUCUUCAGAUUUUUGAGUUACUGUAAAAAACAUGCAUAUAAGAACCUGGACUUUUUUAUUUUUUUAGAACCGGUUAGGUUAAGAUUCUCCAUUUAGACCCCCUUUGCCUAAGGUUACCGUAUACCUUUAGAGGCACUACAUCGCUUGGUGGCGAGACACCUGCAAAGGUAUAUAGUAACCUUAAGAAGCUGUCAUACCAUUUUUACAAGAUCCUAUUAAACCUAACUUGGAAACCUCCAGGUUCUUGCAGGUGGGUUUUUGUGCAUGAACUUUACAUGGCAUGAUGAAUUGAUAGCCUUGGGCUAGAAUGAAUCACUGUAGACAAGGGAGGGAUUGGUUACAGAAAAGAACAACAUCAGAUACAAACUGUCGACUUGCAGAGUUUUCCUUCAGGAGGGAAUAGCGGUUAUUACAUAACUGUACUGGAUGUUUAUUGGUGGGUUGUAAUCAUGUUAAAAAGUUAGUCCAUAUUUUCGGGCGGUGUAUAGGUUGGUAUUUCAUAAAUAUUUAAUACUGCAGCUAUUGAAUGCUGAGAAAAUCUUUCAAAAGCUAUUUUUGUUAGUUCCACCUUUUACAAUAGUUAUUACAGUAACUGUUUUCAAGGUUGUCAUGUUUCAUACUAUACUAGAUCAGAGGAAAUUAACCAUACAUGUGGCAUCUGUCACCUCUGUCUCCACUACUUGAAAAAAUGAACAAAUUAAAUACAAUUAUUAAUAAUCAGUCACUCACAAGCGGUUAUGCAGUGGUUUCACAAUCCGUUUAUAAAACCAAGGUUUUUUAGAAUAUGAAUCAAGUAGAACAAUGUUCACAAUGUUUUGUACAGUGCAGUUAGGUUAUAAAUCAAUGUUCAAGCUAUGGAAUGAUAAUUAUGUUUUCUGUUUAAUGAAAAAGCUGAACACCAAAUUGUUGAAAACAAAUGAGGCAAUUAAAGUUACAUAUUAAUAGUGUUACAUUUCUAUGGCUGUAUUUUUUGUACAGAAGGGCAAGCAAGGUAUGUUCAAUAAUGCGACAAUAGUGUAAAUAGUUUUGAAACUGCUUAUAAGACUAAAUAAUAAUGACAAGAUGGGUCCUUUUAGUACACUGACUCGGAGGCAAUUUAAUAUGAGAUAUCAUAAAUCAGUCCAGUUCUUGUACAAUUCCACGUAGCUUCGUAGAGUCAUAAUUGUUUGCAAAUGUGUCAAGAUUUUGUUUUGGUACAGUCAUUAGUAUAUAUGUAAUGUUAGCCACUUUGGACUAUAAGUCAGAAUGAAAUAAAUAUUGAAUCACACUGUUCGUUAUCAUCUAACCAUUGAUAGCUUAGUUUCAAGACAACUUUAGAAUUCUAUGGAAUAGAAAUUACAAAUAAAAAAUACAAUUAAAACUCA
Messenger RNA from Orbicella faveolata, 2629 nucleotides. Its product is annotated as serine/threonine-protein kinase 38-like. Gene Ontology annotation, biological process: protein phosphorylation. Gene Ontology annotation, molecular function: protein serine/threonine kinase activity; ATP binding. The record is from RefSeq and is a predicted model, not a curated record. Lineage: Eukaryota; Metazoa; Cnidaria; Anthozoa; Scleractinia; Merulinidae.